This is a messenger RNA of Prosopis cineraria, 1556 nucleotides long. RefSeq lists its product as uncharacterized. NCBI's taxonomy places the organism in Eukaryota, Viridiplantae, Streptophyta, Magnoliopsida, Fabales, Fabaceae. Gene Ontology annotation, biological process: regulation of translational initiation. The transcript has 6 exons. Gene Ontology annotation, cellular component: cytoplasm. The record is from RefSeq and is a predicted model, not a curated record. Bases 266 to 991 code for a protein of 241 amino acids.
CGCCUUACUAAGCUCUCCCAUGAGAUUUAUUGUGAUUGUUGUUCUUUUGAUGAUCCCCCAACUUUAUGUGUUGGUGGAAUAUGAGAGGUUUGUUUUAGUAUGCAUUGGUAGUUUCAGUUUCUACUUAAAAAAAAAAAAAAAGAGAGAGAGAGAGAACGUGAGGCAUUGAAGAGUAAAGAUGGGUUCUGGCAUGAAAGGCCCAAGCUUCCGAUCAUUCAAUGAGGUUGAGAAGAAACGUAGAAAUUUUCUGAAGGGAACCGUAUAGAUGGUAGCGGCAGUAACUAUAACCAGUUACCAUCAACGCCUCAAGCUUAAUCACCAUUUCUACGCCUCCCUCGUCGUCUUCUCUAGAGCGAAGAGCAUCACCAUGACCAGCACAAGCCACAGCAAUUCAGGGGCCUUCACCACUGUCCAAGAGAGGGUCACAUUCGAGAAGGAGAUCAAGAAAAGCAAAUUUAUUGCCAUUGCUGGCCCCAUUUCAGAUGAGCAAUGCGCCAUGUCUUUCCUUUCCCAGGUCCGGGAUCCCCGUGCUACUCACAAUUGCUGGGCUUAUAAGGUGGGAGAUCUAUACCGCUCUAAUGAUGAUGGUGAACCUUCAGGUACAGCUGGGAAACCAAUACAUUCUGCUAUCGAAUCCUCUGGCAUUGACAGAGUAAUGGUGGUUGUGAUCAGGUAUUUUGGAGGUAUCAAAUUAGGCACUGGGGGCCUGGUCAGGGCUUAUGGUGGAGUUGCAUCAGAAUGCCUGAGAAAUGCCGUAACAUGCCUUGUGAAAACUAAGGUGCCAAUGGGCGUGGAGGUUCCUUUUGACCUUUUGGGAGUGGUCUACCAUCAGCUGCAGUCUUUUAAUGUUGAGGGCAUCAAGCAGGAUUAUGAUACUGGUAAAGAUGGCACAACCAUGGUUACUUUUAAAGUUGAUUUUGAUCAGGCUCAGAAACUGGAAGAUGCGCUGAAAGCCAAUUGUAGCAGAAAUCUGGUCUUUUAUAAGGGGUGAGAAUGUGUCCUCACUCUUCUCUCUCGUUGUGGAAAUAGCAUCAAUGAAGAUGACAAGAAUUGAAAAGCUACAAGCUCAGCAAAUGAAUGCCUUUCAUUUUGCCCCUUUUUGAGAGAAUUUGCGCUGGCAAUUGAGCUGUUUCACUGAUACACCUCCUGUAAUUAAUGACGUGUGCAAUACAAAUAGAUUAAAGUUGGUAAAUUUUUGGUAGAGGCCAAUCCUUAUGUGGCUUUUCCGAAUGUGGAUGAUUUAUCCAGGAAGGUGACCCAGAUAGCGUCAAUAGUCAAUAGCGAUAGGCUAGGUUCUCAGAGCAAUAUAGAGUUUUCAAUCUUUUUGCCUGAUAUUAUAAGCAGCCUGGUAAUUUUAGAGUAACCUUGCUUUCCAUAUUUGAUAUUUACAGUGUAAACUGUACCGUUUGAAGUUUCAACCACUAAUUUGUAUUUCGGUCCCAGAAAAAGCCGUCUGCCUUGCACGCAUUCGUUGGAAUGUCCGAUGUCCAUGAACUCAAUGUAUUCCUCAUACAACUAGGCAUACAAUGAAUACAUUGCACGGAGUUUAAGAACAA